This is a messenger RNA of Asparagus officinalis (garden asparagus), 1421 nucleotides long. RefSeq names its product probable CDP-diacylglycerol--inositol 3-phosphatidyltransferase 2. The transcript has 11 exons. The coding region runs from base 192 to 869 and encodes 225 amino acids. Gene Ontology annotation, biological process: phosphatidylinositol biosynthetic process. Gene Ontology annotation, cellular component: Golgi apparatus; membrane. Lineage: Eukaryota; Viridiplantae; Streptophyta; Magnoliopsida; Asparagales; Asparagaceae. The record is from RefSeq and is a predicted model, not a curated record. Gene Ontology annotation, molecular function: CDP-diacylglycerol-inositol 3-phosphatidyltransferase activity.
CGGCGGUUAAUGACACGGAGAUGACCAGGCAAAAUGUUGAAACUGUAAACGAGUUAUACCCCCCACUUCUUCUGAAAUCUUCGUCCAUGUCGAUAAAAUUCCUUGAUCGAUCUCAUCUUCUCUCAUCGCCGUCCAAAUCCAGGUGAUUUCAGUAGUGAGCUGAGCGAGUGAGGAGGUUUCAGAAGUAAAAAAUGGCUAAGGAAUCAGAUCAAAGAACAGUAUCGGUGUAUUUUUACAUCCCAAACAUAAUUGGAUAUAUAAGAGUAGUAAUGAAUAUCGUUGCAUUUUCUAUUUGCUUUUCCAACAAAUUGCUCUUUGCCAUUUUAUACUUCAUCAGCUUUGCUUGCGAUGCAUUGGAUGGUUGGUUCGCACGGAAGUUUAACCAAGUGUCAACUUUUGGAGCAGUCUUGGAUAUGAUAACAGACAGAGUUAGCACUGCUUGUUUGUUGAUGAUCCUUUCUCAACUUUACAGACCUGGCUUGGUUUUCAUGUCAUUGCUGGGAUUGGAUAUUGCUAGUCAUUGGUUGCAAAUGUACAGUACAUUCUUAUCAGGCCAGGCUAGUCAUAAAGAUGUUAAGGACAAAAGUAAUUUGCUUUUGAGAGCAUAUUAUAAGCAUCGUCCUUUCAUGGCCUUCUGUUGUGUGGGCUCUGAGGUUCUUUACAUCAUCCUCUUCCUUCUUCAUGAGCACCCAUCUGGGAGCAUUAUUGACGUUUGUGUGAAUGCUGUGAGAUCCAAUAUUGUUUUAGCCGUGCCACUGUUUUUGUCUGCCUUUGGAUGUGCAAUCAAGCAAGCAGUUAAUGUUAUACAGAUGAUGACAGCAGCAGAUGUAUGUGUACUUUAUGAUAUGGAAAGAGAGAAGAAACAAUGAACCACCAACUUGAUACAGUACUCUGUUUCCAUUUUUGACAUGUAUUUGGAAAACUUUGGUUGUCCAUCAAGAUAACAUCUGCAGGCUUAGUAAUCUCGGUUUCACAUGACCCUUUUUGGAGAGUGCAUCUGCAGCUGAUGAUCCAUUUGGCGCAAUACUGCAACAUUCUUUUGAUACAAAGAGAUCACCGUGAUUAGCUUCACCAGAUCUACACUUUGAUGCUUUUCGGUUUUGCAUGUAAUUAAUAUUAACAAUAGAUUAUGUUAUUUGUUCACUGCUAUAAAGGUUCCUAGCAAAAACAUUGACAUGAUUCUCACCAUGUAGCAUCUCUGGCAGAGAGACUGCUUGUUUGUAUGUCAUUGGCAAAGAGAAGAGAGACUUAAUGAGACAUAAGAGAAGUAAAUUUUCGGUUAGCGUUCAAUGAACGACUUAUUCUUGCUCCGGAAAGUAGAAUACAACUUGACUCAGAUACAUGAUAUGUCGAAACUCCAUUUGAUGGUUCAUUCCUACUGUUCUAUUACCGGUCUUAAUUCUAUUCUGACAAUAUUAAUA